Molecule: messenger RNA, 1010 nt
Organism: Oppiella nova
Lineage: Eukaryota; Metazoa; Arthropoda; Arachnida; Sarcoptiformes; Oppiidae
Source: the annotation of a GenBank genome assembly
ACAGAAAGUGUUUUGUAGUUAUAGUUAUAAUACUACUAAAAUAGUUAAAUCACUACCUAUUAACUUCGAGUAAAAUGAAUCAACUAUUAAUUGUCACAUUAUUGACACUAUUCGGUGGUAUAAUAGCCAAUUAUGUGUGUCCACCUAACCUUGAUAUAUUUCUACCAUGUGAAUGCCGUGUUGACCCUGGCAUACUGCCCUUAUACAGAAGCAUUGAGUGUAAGGGUGACCAACCCAUCAAUCUGACGGCCCUUUUCCAGAGACUGAGCCAUGAAUUAAAAGCCGAUGAAAAAGAUUACCUCUAUUUCAUGCUAUUUAACAAAGCGGUGGACGUAUUGCCGGCUAAUGUUUUCGCUGACAUCACAUUUCAACAUGUCGAGUUAGAUGGUAAAAAUUUGACCAAGGUGCAUCGCUUAGUUCUCAACGGAACACAGGAUACGUUGAAAAGUUUAGAAACUUUAAACCUUCCGCUUGUUGAUGGGAACGGCGAUUGGGACGUAUUUAAAGCGAUUAACCUUGCGCAUAAUUUAAGUGACGUCACCCUCUUGUAUACUAAUUUGACCAAGAUACCUGACAAUGCACUACAAUCGCACCCAAGUCUCGAAAGGAUUGAGAUUUUGAUGAGUCCGUCCAUCACGAGUAUCGGUAGGAAUGCCUUCAAAAACCUGACAAAAGUAGAGUUCAUUAGUAUCGAGGCUCACGUCAAAGAUAUAGGCGAUGAAGCCUUUGCUGUCAGUCACGUGUCCACUGAUCAGACCUUAUGGUUGUCCUUCAUUGGCAAUAAUCUCAACAAUCAUACCCUCCGUAAAGAGGUGUUCAAUGGUAUCAACCGUCCCGUCGACCUCAAUGUCAUGUUAAAUGACCUGAAGUUCAUCGAGGAGUCGACUUACGAGGCAUUCCUACAGCAGAAUCCCAACCAUACUAUCCAUUCGGACACCGAAUGUAUGGACAGUCGUAACGAUUGGUUGCGUCACAAGUAUCCCAACCAAUGGGUGGACAGGAAUUGUUGA